AUGAACAACCACUGCGAGAAUAAUCGUGCAUCCAAGCCAUCACCGUUCGCCUACGACACACAACCUUGCCAUCAUCGGAAAAUCGCGGCCAGCUCCGCCCUCCGGCGAUCCGCAAUUCCGUCGCUCACGAAACCGAGAUCGCCUUCAACCUCCUCACGGAUCUGCAUCUCCGCCGGACUGCUCACCAGCCCACGGAGUCGCCGCAAUCUGCAUAUAGAACCCACCAUGAAAACCACCAUGGACGUCGUGUUGUGCUCUGCCCCUUCUGGUUCCGCUGACCUCCAUCCUAAGAUAAGAGUUUAUUUCUUUUUCUUCUGCCAUUUUUUUCUUCUUGAUAUGAUGUUAUGGUGGUUGAUGUUCCAAAGAGAAGAAGAGGUUUUGUUAUCUAUGAAAAAUGGGGUUGUUUUUUCUAUUCACAAUAAUAUAGCGUGA
Vicia faba (fava bean) is the source of this 432-nucleotide messenger RNA. The record is from the annotation of a GenBank genome assembly. NCBI's taxonomy places the organism in Eukaryota, Viridiplantae, Streptophyta, Magnoliopsida, Fabales, Fabaceae.